Molecule: messenger RNA, 11709 nt
Organism: Dermacentor silvarum
Lineage: Eukaryota; Metazoa; Arthropoda; Arachnida; Ixodida; Ixodidae
Product: collagen alpha-1(I) chain-like
Exons: 16
Coding region: 712-6168 (1818 amino acids)
Biological process (GO): regulation of DNA-templated transcription
Cellular component (GO): RSF complex
Source: RefSeq, a predicted model, not a curated record
UUCUUGCCUACUUUUCGGCCAGGUAAGGGAGAGCUAUCGCGGUAGGCCUAAAACGCUGCGAUCCCGAAAUAAUCGUUCCUCGUGGGAUGCUUCGCAAUGACCGCCGACGAGAUCGCGUGCACCGUCUUCAACGCACGCCGGGAGGCGACAAGGUGACGGGCCGCUGGGACUGCGAGCAGCGAUGAAGCAGCGUCGGCAGCGAUCAUCGACAAGCCGCCGUCGCGACGUUCGACAGCAAACCGUCGGGGCCGCCAUGGGUUGGUUGCCUGUCGCGGAUCGGCCGCUUCUGUGUGUGGUGCCGUGCUAGCGUGUGCUUCGGCAGUGCUCGGGCGCCUGUGAACCGCCGCGAAAUCGCGCGCCCCUCGCCUUCCUCCGCACGAGCCUGUGUGUGUGAGCGGCCCGUGCGUUGAACGUGUGAUGAAAACUCGAGUCAACGCGCCUGUUCGCGCCAUUUGCGGCUGGGGGAAAUAGCCAGUGUUUCUUUCGUUUGUUUUUUUGUUUGUUUCACUGCUGCAUCCCACCACAACCACCAACCACCGCUUCUGCUGCUGUUUUAGUGAGUCUCUCUUCUCCUCUGCUGGACUCACAAUCGCUGAUCUCCCGAAAGCGCUGCCCAAAAUCACAUGGCAACAACAUGACUGAUCAAGCAUGGAUGUCCGGAUCAGUGAUUCAGAGGAACUGUGCACCGCGCUUAGGUGACUUUCGGAGAAGAUGCCAAGGAAGUUCAAAACACAAGAUGGGAAUCCGUCUGAAGCCAUCCGAGGCCUCUGGGAGGGAGCAUACGUGUCGCAGUUCGUGCGUCUCUUUCAGCGCAAAUUUGGAUUUCAGAGCCUAACAACUCAGGAAUUGGAAGACGCACUUCUCAAUCCCGAGAGCCUGGUUGUUCCUGACAUUUGUGCUCGGCUGCUCAGGUUCAUUACCCGGCAGUCAUCUGUUUUGAUCUCUAAUUUUGAAGACACUCUUACUGAACUUCUGCAAGAGAAGGAAGUUUCGUUCACAAAGGGACCCUGGAGAGACCUCUCUCCAGGAGACAAGCUCCUGACUGUCAAGUGGCUACUGGACUAUGCCUACGAGUCUUGGGAAGAAGAGCUGUCAGAGUUCUUGGACGACCACUACGACGCUGAGGAUUUGCGUGGAAUUCGUGUAGGCCAAGAUGCUCUUGACAAUGUCUACUGGUACUUGGAAGACCUUCGCCUGUAUCGGGAGCUGUGCCCCAAGAAGCCCCAACGCAGCCGGGAGUGGGACUGUGUCUGCCUGACAGUGUCGGACUGGCAGGGCUUCCUCAAGCAGUUCCGCAAGUCCUCCAACCCGCGGGAGAAACAGUUGCACACCUUCCUCUCAUCGCACCUCUUCCCCAUUGUCCAGGCCCAGGCACAGGCAUUGAAACGUGAAGAGCGUGACCUUGAAACAGAGAACCGUUGGCUUCUGGAGCGGGAGCAAAACGAGGUUCUCCUUCCUCGGCCUGGCUCCGACAUGAAGUGCAACGGGGCCCCCUCGGUAGACAAGGCGGCAACCGAGCCUCAGCCCGCAGCAGCAGCCGACGAGUGUGGGCCCAAGGCAGCACCAGCCAAGGAAGCAGCACCUGCCUGUCCGGUGGAAGCCGCCGGAGCUGGUAACGUCAGUCGUGCUCCAGGCACGCCAGUUUCUGCCGCAGACGUCGCCGCGUCUGGCGGAGUACUUGUCAACGGAGGUGGAAGCCUUCCGCCUGUUACCGGCCCACCCUUGUCCGACAGUGGACCACCAAUGUCCAUGCUAGGUGACAACCCAGGUGAUGGCAUGGUUGCAGGCAAUAAGGAUAAUCCAGGAUCCAUGGCCACACCAACCUCCUCAGAUGCCGCAGCAGCAGCUGGCGGUCCCAUGCUGCCCACAAUGCCGACACAGCAGCAACAGCAGCAGACCAUGGGGGGGCCACAGCAGCAGCAGUUACCCCCGCACCCACACCACCACGCGGGUGGCACCCUCACCAUGGGGGGCGGUGGUGGCGCACCCCAGCUUCCCCACGGCGGGAUGCCGCCGCACAUGGUGCACCAUCAGCAGCAUACACAGCCUCACCCUGGAGUCCCUGGCGGCCACGGCGCACCGUGCAAUCCACAUUCGGGAGCGGCGCAUAUGGCGGGGGGAAACAUGGCCGUAGGAGGAGGACCGAACCCCAUGGGGGGACCUGGCAUGGGUGGACCACAGGUCUUGCCGCCUGGCAGCAACAUGGGCACUCCAGGGCUGCACAGGCCGCCAUCGAGGCCAACGAUGCCCCCUGGCGGGGCAGGCUGCCCCAUGCCUCCACAGGGUGGCGCUGGUGUCGGUGGCGGCGGUCUGGAAGCACAGUACAUGCAGCAGCAGAGCCAGAUUUUUGUCUUCACGACGGGCCUGGCGAAUCAGGCGGCCGAGGCUGUGCUGACAGGACAAUGCCCCAGCAUCAUUGCGUUCCACUGUGCACAGCCAGGAACCAAGCGCUUUCUAGAAAAGCACCCACUCAAGAUCCAGCAGUUCAGUAAACAGAACCCAGCCGCCUGGCUCAACACCCUUGCCCAAAUGAAGCAGCGAGGCUCCCAGGGCAUGCCAAGCGGCCCCAUGGGACCAUCCCCUGGCGGUGGGCCUCUCAAGGUCCCGCAGACGUUUGGCCCUGGCUUCUGUGGCCCUCCGCAUGCGUGUGGACCUCCCCAUCCUGGAGGUGGAGGUGCCGGUGCCUGGCAGCCUCAGGAAUCGUGGGGCGCUGGUCCCUACGGCCCGGCGGGCAUGGCGCCGCAGAGGGGCCCUUCCCCUGCCGGCAGCCGAGGGCCCGCACCCCCCCAGCAGGGCCACCAUCCGCAGCACCAGGGCUGCGGACCACCCAACGGCGGCUGCUUCCCGGCGGGUGCGGGGCCCUACCCAGGCAUGGGAGGACCUGGUUGUGGCAGCAAUCCUGCCCAGAUGGGAGCGGGGGUCAAGGUGCCCGAUGAAAACCUGACACCUCAGCAGAGGCAGCACCGCGAAGAACAGCUAGCCAUGAUCCGCAAGAUGCACCAGCUGCUCUUUCCGGACCAGCACGGCACGGGAAAUGCCGCGGGACCCCCCGGUGGCCAACAGCAGCAACAGUCCGGGCUGCCCCAACAGCCGCAGGGGGGUGCUGCGCCCCGCCCCAGGGGCCCUGACCAGUUUGGGCACUGUGGGGACCACCAGCACGAAGGGGCAAACAUGCCCCCACAAAUGCAGCAGCCGCAACAGCAGCCACAGCAGCAGCAGCAGCAGCACUUCAGUGCAGCUCCCACGCAGGAGCCUUGUACCCAACAAAAAAGAAAAAGAAAAAAAAGAGAACAUGUUUCAUCUCAACCAGACGGGCAGAACCUUGGACUGCUACAAAGAAACGUCUACCAGAAGCCAGCGUCAGUGAAGCGUGAAGAGUGGAUCACGUCUUCAGCCUCUGGAAACCAGGCAUGCUGUUGUGCAGGGCCCCAGGGAGCCAUGAUGGGCCACCCGCCAGCCGACUGGCAAACCCAGCAGCAGCAAGGUGGCAUGCCGGCCCAAAAGCCGUACCUCGAGGACCGGCGCCGCAAGGGGGCCGCCGCUGCCACUCAACCACAGGGGCUCUUCCCGGCAUGCGGCAACGAGUUCUCGGCCUCUGGUUCGCCCAGCGGCUACGUUGCACGGCCAGGAUCUUGCCCCAACCCAAACUUCAACAACGGCACCACAGGCCCUGGCGGUGGGGCCGGCACUACGGGCAACAGGCCCAGUUCGUGCGCCGGUUUCAACUCACCCGGUUCCUUCUCCAACCCACCAACACCUUCGGGGUUCCCCGGUGCGCCGGGAGCCAGUCCAGCUGGCGCAUCGUCCAACUUCUCCACAGCACCAGGCACCAGCCCUGGCAUGGUGUUCAGCCCCGGAGCAGCAGCGCAACAGCAGACAUCCGGGGGAGGAGGCUCCUUUGGCGGUCGGCCUGCUGGCGCCUCCCAGUGCGGUGGGGGCGGUCCGUUCCCGGGAUCUGCACCCUGUGGCAGCCCAGCCCUCCAGCCUUUCUCACCGUCGGUCCGUGGGUCCUCGGGGUCCAGCCCGCCAAACUAUGGAGGGAGCGGCGCUGGUGGUGCUGGUGGCAGUGGAAGCCCGGGCACAGUCCCGCCACCACCACGGAGCCCCGCAUCUCGCGCGAGCCCACGUCUCCAGCAGGGCCCACCCCCUCCCUACGGCGCGCGGGGUCCGAUGGCGCCCAGUCCCCACCCACCAACGUCGCCGUCCCCUCGUCUUGGCACGGCAUCUCCGGCGACUGACCCUGGGGUGCGGCAGUUCUCCCAUCCAGCGGGCGGCGGCCGGCUGGCCAACCCUAGCCCCGGCAGUGUGCAGACAACACCACUGAGCUCACCUAAGCCCUGCCGCGGGGGCCCACAUACACCAACCACGCCUGGCAGUGCCGUACCUAGCCCUUCGUCUGCGGGAAGCUCACGGAAGCGGUCUGCCACACCACUCACGCAAGACCCACCGGAGUUUGUCACUGGCAUGGGUACGUCUGGAGUGACGGGUGGGGGGAGUCUCGGUCAUCCUGGCGGGAUCAAAAGUGAGCCUGGCCUGAUGCCCGUGCCCUCGCCACAGCAAAUCCAGUACCUGGGCUCCCUGGAGAGCCAGGAGCUCACUAUCCAGAAGCAGGCCAACCUGGGGGUGCCCGAGGGAUCCCUGAGCGCGCAGGGGGGACCCCCUCACGGGGGGAAUCCCAUGGGACAGAACCCCAUGGGGCCAACGGCAGCGACACAGGGGGUCAUGUCCCAGCAACAGGGCAUGCUCCAAGGCCUCGGUCACCCAUCAGAAAUCCCGCCUCUGGACAUGGGCCCCAGCCUGGCCUCGGAGAAUUCCCAGGGAUCGUACCACUCUUCGUGUUCCUCGGGCAUGGAAGGCGCCACUCCUCGCAUGGGUCCGUCCAUGUCUGAUGGAACGGGUGGCCCACGCUUUGCAACGAGUCCCCCCUAUGACACACGAUUCCCAGGAGGGGCACCGCACGAACCACCAGGCUUCGGCUACAUGGACCCGCGGUGCAGGGUCGGUGUAGGGCCCGAGCCAGACCCAUCGGACCCGUCGCAGCAGGGCCGCUUUCCUGCACCGCACCACCAGGGCUUUCCUGCUGGUGCUAUGCCGCCGCACCAGGGGGCUGCAUUUCCUGGGGCUUCCCAGGGGGGGCCAGCAACGGGAGUGCGUGAUUUUGGCGAGCCAAUGAUGAGCGCCGCAGGCUUCCCACGGCCUGGCGGUGGCUAUGCCGGCGACGUUCCCCACUCGCCUCACAUCCAGAGCCUGCAGAAGAUGACGCCCCCUUUUGACGGCAGUGGCAAAGGAGAUGUACCAGUGGACCCACUGAAUGGACCUCAUCGCGGAAGUCCCGGCUGCAUGGUGCCCCUCGAGCCAGCCUCAGCACAGUUCAUGGGCGGUGGGGGCGGUGGACCCAUGAUGUCUCACGGCAGGGGGGCUGCCACAGCAGCAGCGCCAUAUCCUGCAAUGGCCCCGGCCCGAAACUCCCCCGGACCUCGUGCACGGGGCCGUGGCUCCGCGAACUCUGCUGCUGCUGCUGCUGCAGCAGCUGCGGCUGCCUCCUUCGGAGGUGGAGCCAACGUGCAAGUGAAACUCGGUGCCCCCAACACCAUCCAGUACCUCCCUGCGCGACCUCAGAACCCAGUGGCAGCGCCGCCGCAUCGAGCACCAAGUCUGGAAUUCCUACAGCGUUUUACGACGCCGCUGGCCAACCUCGACACAAAGGUGCCCACGCAGAACCUGCAGUACUUCCCGCCAUCAGGACCGCCCCAGAGGCCAGGUCCUGUCAUGAUGAUGCGAGGAGGGCCCAGCGGGCCUGGGGCUUACGCAGGAGCGCGCGGCUUGCCCCCAAUGGAAGCAUACGGUGGCGGCCCUAACGGGCCCCAGCACGGAGGGUUGCCUGUGGGUGCCAUAUUUCAGGGCGGCAAGGGACUGCGGCCGGCCUCUCCCGGAGGUGGUGCGGGUGGUGACGUGGUGUCGCAGCCAUUGCCUCCGACUGUGGGCCAGGCGUUCAGCUACAAGCAAAGCCCCUUCUACGGACCCACAACGGCUGACCCGAACUACGCGGUGCAGUUCCACAACUUUCAGCAGCAGCUCUAUGCCACGAAUACCCGAAGCCAGGGUGCGACAACGUCUGGGCCAUCGGGCGCGACAGCGGCUGCCGCAGGGUUCUUUGGCCCAAAGUGACUUGACCGCUUCCCCCUCCCCGUUUCUCGGGAAAGAAAGGAAGGAAAAUCGUGGCCCCUCUCUUGCGCAUGUCAUCUUUCUCGGCAGUUGUGUGUUCUCCAAGCCCGAGUCAUCGGUGCGUGACUCCAUUUCCCACACUUGUGACACAGGUCGGGUGGGUUGCACAGUUUGGGGGAACCUCGAGGGGGCUGUGGACACUGUGGGACAGGGAGUGCUCAGGUUCCAAAACACAACUUUGAAGGCCUCUUUCUUGUCUGUGCGCGUGACUGCAGCCGACUUUCUUUUGCUCAACAAGGCUUGAUGUGGCCCGCGGAGCCCCCCUGCCUCGCGUGUUUCUUUGGUGCCACCAUCGAGGAGGUGCGUGACUUCAUCUCGGUAGGACAGAUGUGAUUUCGAUGAACUGUGCUGUUCUCACAGCAGUCAUGCUGGAGAGGAACCAGCACUCAGAUGUCCGUGCCAUCUUUUUUUUGAGAUCAUAAGUGUUUUGGCCCCCCUUUUCUCAGUGGCUUCGGUGUUGAUGGGGCCUCCCACUGGUUGUUGUUUUUUCUCGUUUUGUUGGCAGUUGUUCCUGGUGCCGUGCUCCUCAUUAGCUUUGUUUACACGUUUUACAAGACUGGUGAAAAAAAAAAUAUAUAUAUAUAUAUAGUGGGGGGACGAUGCAGAAAGAAAAGGUCAUUUUGCCAAGAGAUUCUGAACUUCUUUUACCUAACUAGCUUUUGGCAGAACGACCUACGGGGGCAAAUUAUAAAGGCUGACUUGUCAAGGCGCUCGCCCAUGUAGCACUUGCAAGAUUAUCGUUCUUUAACGGUUGUGUGCUAAUGCAGCUAGAAACCAUGGGCCACUGGGAAGGGACACAGGCAGCUGACUUUCUUUACGGCUGCUUCUGUCGUUUUACAUAAGGCAGCUUGCUCUGUUUUCUUUUUCCUUAUACCUCGCCCACUGACUCGAGAUGUGUUUAUGGUGUGCCAUGUUUGUGGUAACGUAAACCUGUCUCGCAUGAAAGACGAGUGUGCAGCUUGUUUCUUUCAGUGCCAAGCGGGUGUUGUGUUUAGAAAGAGUGAGAGAACUAUCGCUGUGCUGAGAGAGUCUUCUACGCACAUUUUUGGCCCACUGUAGUAAUGAUGUUCUCAGAGAACCCUUCUCUCUCUCUUUUUUUGGACAAGCACGAGUUGUUUUCGUUUCUUCCCCCACUCCAUGCCACCCGACCUGAUCUUUGCUUACCCACGCAAAAUUGGAAGGGGAGUGAUUUUUCUGCUCAAUUUUAUAGUGCAACCGAGAGGAGAAUGAGGAACAAAAGAAAAAAAAAAGUGAAAAUACAACAAGAUACGUCACUCAUCGCGUCAGCCAUAAGCCUAAGUUAUUUAUCAUGAGAAAGAAAAGUCUCCGUCGUCGUCUUCACUGUGGUCUCUUCCGUUAUUUUUAGCCUGUUUUAUUUUUUAUCUAUCUCUUAUUUUUAAGUCAAACUGAGAAGUGUUGAACAUUGUGCUAGGUCAUUAUUGAAAACAAAGUUGUUCUGUGUUCCUCACAAGUGAGAUCCCGUCCAUGGAGUUCUAAGGGGAAAAAAAAAAAAAAAAAAGGAAUGAAACCUCUGCUGCAGUCUGACAGCUGACAAGGCAGAGACACCUCGCUAUAUACGACUGCGGGUGCGUCAGCAACACACCUUUACGCCCUCCCUAUCACUGUUCAUCUUCUCACCAUUGUCAACACAGUAUUUCCCAUGCGAUGUAGCUGGAAGGAUAUGCAGUCUCAUGUCUUGUACACCUGGAAGGGCUGGCGUUGCUUAAAAUUUCUUGCCUGUACAAUAGUCAGCAUUUAUUUAACUAAUUAAUAAGUUGUCUUCUAAGGUUAUUCUUAUAGGCUAUAAUAAGGUUAUUCUUAUAGGGGUGGGGUGUGUACAUCACGCAUUCUAAAGUUGUUUAUUACCGCUGCCGCACAUGCACUUUCAACAAUCAUUGAAAACUUGCAUGUGGAAAUGGGCUGUAAAAUUUUAGUGUUUUAAUCAAGGCGAUGUAGUACAAGGCAUUUAUUAAACAACCCUAUUCACUUGUCUCUACAAGCAUGUAUUUAACUUGAAUUAUCAGCAGCCACUGUUCGACUAGUAAAUCAGUUGUGUUGAUUUCCAUACUCUACAUUAGAAGGGAGGACUUGCACUUCGCGUUCACUAGUUUAAAAUACACUGCGUAGGCUUGUCUAAGGCAGUAGACUGACUUUUGGCAUGCACUUAGCCGCAAAACUAUGGCCAGUAAUUAAGCGGAUGAAAAUUGGGUGAGGAAAUGCCAACAAUCAUAAGAAUGUUUACAGCAAUCAUUGUGGAUUACCUGAACACAAAACUGCAAGGAGAAUUUGGGUGCCCACACUUGAUUCAACUUCACCCAAUUAGGGUUAGUAUGGCACUUGUUGCCAAAUUUACUAGCAAAAAAGAAAAAAAAAAUGGGUUGCUUAUAGAACAGGGGCCAUAUUUUCACACAAGCACUUUCGGGAAUGUUCACUUUUGCGAGAUUACGCGCGACUAGCGCUGGACACAACGGCGUCUACGAGCAAUGACAUUCUUGGCACAGUGCCAGCAAUGCUUUUCCCCGUGGAUGACAACACAUCCAGCACUAGUUCUGUGAAUUCUUGUGAAAGUAUCCCUGAAAGGUGGCCAUCAAAGAAUACUAAUGCAGUAUUCCAACGCACCACGUUUAGGAUUUCAGGUAUACAUGUAGCAUUGCUGCGAUUUAUUGCGUAAAUUGAAAAUGGGCAGGUAAAACAAACACUCGUAUCUCCUGGUGCAAAUCGGUGUGUGGCCUCAAGGCAGUGUUUACAAGGCACUGCAAAGACUGCAUUUCCUUCUAGCUGCAGCAUUCUCUCCUUCCUCGGCAUACAUGCAAUGUCCCACUGUGCAUGGCUCUCUUCCCAUCGUUGUUGCCCAAUGGAAUGCGUGGUUUUCUGGCCCAGUCUUAGUUCCUUUUUGUCAGUGAGGACAGGAAGAACACAGAGGUGAUGAAAAACAUAAAAAACAAAUGAUCAGGAGUGGGCAUCGUUUUCAUGGCUCAUCUUGAAUAACGGCCCGCACAUGCAAGGAAAAUGCUCAAAAUGGGAGAGUUUUCCCUGUCCCUAGCACCAUCGCAUCUUUUCCCUGUCUCGUGGUUCUUUCCUAUUUGUCGAAUGUUCUCAACAUUUUUUUUCUUUCUCACAUCUUUGUGUACCUGUUUUUCUAGCACUAUAUAAUUUCUAUUAACACCUGCCUGGAAUGAAAAGUGAUGCCGCUGUACCUGUUGAACAUUAAACAUUGCCAUCUGUGGGUCAUAGAAUUUCGAAGGAAGAGAAGUUUUGCACUUAGAGCUAAAUUUGAUUGCAUGCUUACAUUUAUUUUCAAAAAUAUAUAUGUGAGCAAGCAAUGCAGAAUGUACUACAAAAAUCUAAGAGUUGCGUUGGUGGCCUAAUUCCAAAAAAACGUAAUCUGUGCAGCCAACGCUAUGUUUUAGGCAAAGUUAAGCCAAGCCAAAUCUCGCAUCUUGGCACACCCACAAUGGCUACACUAUGAAACUUUCAUAGGCGGCAGCGCUGCAUUUCAGUCUAGAUGGUAUUGUAGGAAGUUCGCAAGUCUAAUGCAAUACAGAUUGGCCCUUCCCGUUGUCUGUAAUGUGAAUAAUUGACAAAUCAAAGGGGAGCGGAUCUCGGUAUUAGUGAAUCACGUAGACGGUAGAAUGUACAGGGCAGAUCUUUAGUUGUCGUUUGCACUGUGCUCUGUCAGGCACAUUGAAGUAUUGUUCCUUUAGCCAGCUUAGCCUUAUUGAAAAUUUUAGGAAGUCAUACCAUGCUCACAGGACAUGAUUUUAUGUUCUUUAUUGUUUGCGUAGCACCUGCAGCAUAAGAUCAGUGUCAAGAUUCAGAAAUUUGUACUGUGAUUGAGUUUACAGAGCUGGGUGCUGUUCAUCACACCAUGCCGUGAUUUUGGGAAGAGCAAAAUGUUUGCCUUCUUCUCCAAUGUCCAAACAUUGCGCUUGGCAGGUUUUGGUGCUUUUGUUGAUUGCAAUGUGCAUCAUUGAGCUGCGGGCGAAUGAUCGGCGAUUGCGGCUUUGACGGCAGCCACCACGUGGGUGCUCUUGCCAGGCUGCCUGCUGUUUUGCAACAUUGGCAGUGUUGCAGCUCAACAAAUAGCUCAGAUUGCACGAGGAACAUACUUCCUUUUUAUUUAAAACAUUUUUUGGCACCUUACUAUGUUUGUCACAUUGGCACUGGCAGUUGACAGAUAUAUUGAAAAGUUGUUAUAGGCUUUGUCUGAGGCAGCUCUUCAUUCAAGCCCACUGUGGUUUCUCUUCUUCAUUACCAGCCGAUCAUAUUGCAUGGGCUCUCAUUUUUGCAAAGUAUGGGAAUAAUACACAUCGUCACCUUAUUUCCUUCUGCCCGCCUGCCACUUUGAUCUCCUUUUUUUUUUUCGCUUUUUUUCCCCCAUCAAGCAACAGGGUAGCGUCAACGCGCGACAAAAAAAAAAAAAAAAACGAAAAAAAAAAAUAGGCGCGUCGUCCGACCAUUGUCAGCCUCCAGCAAGUGAGACAAGCCGUGCGACGUCGUGCUUUUGUUCGCAGUGUGUCUUUUGCAGCCGUGUGCCAAAUCUAGAUUAUCUCCUAGGUGCUUUGUUUUUUUUCCCCCUUCAAGUACUUUUGUUUUUGUCUUUCCCAUCGUCUUCAACUAACGUGACAUCGUCUGCCGCCCCAUACGUACGCUUUUGACAGGUGGCAUUCCCUUUCAUUCGUAUUUUCUGAGAGCGGGAGGGAGGCUGAGAAUUCAUGCGCCUGCUAACCAAGGCGAGGGGGUGCAGGGGCACUGUCGUCGAAGGACGCCCAGCGAACUGCGUCGUUCGCCGCGUCGAUUGCUUUCAGCAGAGGAGCAAUAAAGAGUCUGCCGCGGGAGGGGAUCUUUUCGGGGUGAGGGAAACUGGGGCGAAUUUUACCUCAAUCGCGGACGGGCGAACACCGCCGCAACGCGAGUGGGAAUAAAAAAAAGUGUCGCGUGAGAGGGAAAUAAUUUAUGCUUUGCAGCGCCGUGUACUGCAGCUUUUUAAGGUGUUUGUUUAUUUUUGUUUUAGUCUUUUUUUUUUUUUUAUUCCUCCAUUCCCACCCUGUACAAAUUGUAAGCAGAUGGUUCAUGUGUGUGUGUGUGCCGUUGUCAUUGUACAGCUGUGCCUAUGUGUGUCUUUUUUGUGUCGUCCAAGUCACUUUUCACAGGUUGGUGUGUGUUGUAUCUUGUUAAAAAAACGCGCCAGGAUCGUCAAAGAUCGUGCCGUGGCGCUGCCCCGGGCUCUCCCCCCGCGUGCGCGGCAUGUUUCUUUUAACCUUCUCGAAAUAUUCUUCUGGGAAAAAAAAAUCUUUUAAUGCUGUUCUUUUUUGUUUUCUUGAAAGUGUGAUAUGCUUGCUGCGUGUGUGCCUGGGGAGAAAAAUGUAUAAAGAUGCGUGCGUGGGAGCCUGCGAGAAAUGUUGAUUUGCUGUUUUUUUUCUUUCUUUUUCUGGUAUGCGUGUGCCACAUCAUGAUGAAGAGAAGUAAUAAAAGUUUUUUUUU